AUGCUCAUCAGACAGGGGGCGCUCAUUGCUUUCUGUUUCUUUUCGACUUUGAUUGUGAGCAGGGAGGAGCAGAACACUUACAGUUCUAUCACCAUUCCAGACCUGGCACAUUUUGCAGAAACCUUUGACACAAGCCCAUUGGAUAAAAAAUGGGUUCUUUCCCAAUCACUGAAAGAAGGAGACUUGGACAUUUAUAAAUAUGAUGGAGAAUGGCUUUUAGAGGAGGCCAAGAAUCAAGCCUCACCAGGAAACAAGGGCCUUGUCCUUAAGUCUCCUGGCCAUCAUCAUGCUAUUUCUGCAUACCUGCGGACAGUGUACUACUUCAAAGAAAAACCUCUGUGCCUACAGUAUGAAGUUUUCUUCCAAAAUGGGAUUGACUGUGGAGGAGGCUACAUAAAGUUACUGUCUCAUUCAGACAACCUGCAUUUGAGUCAGUUUAAUGAUGCCACACCAUACAACAUUAUGUUUGGUCCAGACAAAUGUGGAAGUAUAUACAAAGUUCAUUUCAUCUUCCGCCACCGUAACCCAUUGACAGGGAUGUAUGAGGAGAAACAUGCCCGGCAGCCUGAGACUGACCUGAGUGACUAUUUCACUGACCAUAACCCUCAUCUCUACACUCUCAAUUUGUAUCCUGACAACACAUUUGAAAUUCUCAUUGACCAAACACUAGUCAAUAACGGCAGUCUACUAGAGGACAUGGAUCCACCCAUGAUGCCUCCCCGUGAGAUAGAGGACCCAGGAGAUACUAAACCCUUUAACUGGGAUGACAGACGCCUCAUCCCAGAUCCCUCUGUAACAAAACCCCAUGACUGGGAUGAAGAAGCUCCUCAGUUUAUUGCUGACCCUACAGCACAGAAACCUACUGGCUGGAUAGAAGAGGAAGAGCCCUUUGUCCCAGACCCAGAGGCUCAUGCUCCAUAUGACUGGUCAGUGGAGAUGGAUGGGGAGUGGGAAGCUCCUCUUGUUGCUAACCCUGCCUGUGUCCAUGCUGUAGGCUGUGGGCCAUGGAAGCUUCCCAUGGUGCCCAACCCAACAUAUAAGGGGAAAUGGAAACCACCUAUGAUCGACAACCCAAAUUAUCAGGGAAAAUGGCAGCCACGAUUGAUCCCUAACCCAGCUUAUUUUGAGGACACCCAGCCAUUCAGAAUGAGUCCUGUAUCUGCAGUAGGCUUUGAGCUGUGGUCCAUUACUGGAGAUGUGCUGUUUGACAAUAUCCUGCUAUGUGACGACCUCAUGAUGGCCAGACACUGGACAGAGGCUACCUGGGGCCAAAGGCAGACACAUGGGGUUGUGGAGCGGUUACUGUUUGCCACAGGAAAGCGUCCCUGGCUCUGGGGUGUGUAUGUCUUCACCGUGGGCCUUCCCAUCAUCCUCUUUGUCAGUUUCAUGUGGCCUCAUAAGCGAUUUGGCCCCUUGGAUCAGGAUUAUUGUGACAAAAAAGGUGAUGAGCUAGACAGUCCACAAGAUCCAGAGGACAUGAGUUUCACUACCUAUGAACCCAACAACUCUACUGGCCUGAGGAAACGGGAGGUCAAAAAAGUGUAAAAAAAAAAAAAAAAAGGCAGACUUGGAGUUAAAGGCUUUCAAAUGAUGCAAGCUAACUGCAGCUUUCUUUGUGAUUUUACUGAACCUGGCAUGGAUAAAGCAAUGGAGGAUAAAACAUGAAUGGUUUCUGAAUGUUUGGGGGCCCAAAGCAACAUCCCAAACUUGAAAACAAUUCACCAGACACUUGGUGUGGGGGAUUUUUCUUUCCUUUACCUUUUUUUGGUUUUAAAUAGUGAUCAUGUGACUUUCAUAUCAAGUCUUGUGAUGGGAUAAGAAAUGAAUUUUGAAAGAUGGGAUCUCGUGAACUGUAACAAAAGUAUGUUUUAUUUUCCAAAGUCUGUGUUUCAAAUAAAG
This is a messenger RNA of Neoarius graeffei (lesser salmon catfish), 1899 nucleotides long. RefSeq names its product calnexin. The record is from RefSeq and is a predicted model, not a curated record. Gene Ontology annotation, cellular component: endoplasmic reticulum; endoplasmic reticulum membrane. NCBI's taxonomy places the organism in Eukaryota, Metazoa, Chordata, Actinopteri, Siluriformes, Ariidae. The transcript has 14 exons. Gene Ontology annotation, molecular function: calcium ion binding. The coding region runs from base 1 to 1545 and encodes 514 amino acids. Gene Ontology annotation, biological process: protein folding.